AUGUCGGCGACGCAAGAUAAAGCAAACAACUACCCUCAGUGUGACAGGAAACUACCGUCAUGCUCCAAUUGUCUCCAAAGCCAGUCGGAGUGUGUGGGCGUCCAGCCCUUGGAGGGCGGGCUCUCCGUUGUACCUCGAAGCGUGGUUCAGCACCUGGAAUCUGAGAUCGCAGCUUUGGAGAUACAGUUGGCGCAAGGAACACGUCCACAGGCUUCUGAGAUGCCCGGCUUGCCCUUGCCAGACGGCAAUUCCGUUGCAUCCUUGCCACGUUCCAGCGCUAUUCGCCGGGAGAUCAUGAACAGCAGUGGGCUUUACCAGAUGAUUGCGGCCACAUCUUCAGUCGGACGGGACAUGGCAAAUUCAGCCUUACGAGUCCGUCUGGAACUGACACCGUCAUUUGUAGAAGGGGCGUCUAUGGCGGGUUGUCGUGGGCACAACGUACUUGAGCCGGGGGACCAUCCUCUACAUCAACCCGACAGUGACUCUGGCCUUAUACCUCCAUUUGAUAUCGAUGCCAUUUCAGGAUUAGUUGAAAUGUACAUUGUCCACGUUUGGCCGCUGUACCCUUUCGUCGAGGUGAAUACGCUACGGCAACAAUUUUCUCGAGUCUCACAAGGCGCCUGCUACCCAUCUGGAGAAGGCACUUCCGCCAGACAUCAGGACAUGUUCACAAUAUAUCUUGUGGUGGCGAUCGCUAUCACAUUGGAUAAUAGAAUUGAUAGCAAUGGAACUACCUGCAUGGACCUGUCUUUUAGACUGUUCAAGCAAGGAAUUCAUCACCGUCUUCGGGAUGAUUCAUACCAGACUGAUUUAGCCUGCCUCCAAUCCACCCUCUUCAUUCUUCUCUAUGCUUCAAUAAACCCAUCUGCUGCAAAUGUCUGGACUCUCAGUGGUAGCGCCAUGCGAUCUUGCAUCGAACUUGGACUUCACCGCGAACUAUCUGCUUCUCACAACCUGGGAGCGGAUGCACUACAGCUUAGGCGACGUACCUUCUGGUCUGCAUACUGUUUUGAUCGCUCAAUAUGCAGUGCCCUCCACAGACCAGUCUCCAUUCCAGAUGUGGCCAUUGACACUAUUUGUCCGAGUCCCGAUAGCAGCGGCGACGACUCUACUUGGGUAUGGUGGACCAAGUUCCAGCAAAUCAACUCGAUGAUUCUUCACGUCCAUUUCCAAAAGGAUUUGCUGUCUGACAGAACGGAAUACCAAUCCUGGCUCCAAUCAAUGGACGACAAGCUCGAAGCAUGGUAUUGGCAAUGGGAAAACCAGGCAACGUCACCGGGGGGUAAUCUGCGAAAGCUUGCCCUGCUGCGUGGCCGGUUCAGCCUUCAUCGACCCUCACCCCAAGUACCAAUUCCCUCUGUAAGCAGUCUUGUGGCGGCGUUUCAGAACACUACGGAUUGGAUUCGCCUGUUCAGAGGUUAUCUUGACGGGGCAAGGCUUCGGCAAGGAUGGUUCGCCUCCCACUAUGCUUUUGAAGCGGCCAUCAUCGCUCUUUUCUCCCUCCGACAUGCCCCAUUCCAGAUAAGACGGAUAUUCGAGCCGCACGAAAUACUGGACAGAACUAAGUGUUUUACAACUUGUCUGCUCACAAUUGCUGCCCAGGGAUGGAGCCAUAUUGUAGGCCAUGCCGGUACCUAUGAGAGACUCCUAGGGCCCUUGUUGGAGGUGCUCUUUGUGCCAAUAAGCGACGUGCAACAAGGUUUCCACUAUGUGUAUGACGAGGAGUUGCGUCACUAUCUGCAAUCAGGACAAGAGGUAUCUGAAUUACAGUUGUCUGGCUGCUCAAAAGAGCUGUCUGAUAUAAACAUGGAAUUAUUCGGCGACCUCUCCCACAUGUUCAGUGUCAGCACUUGA
This is a messenger RNA of Aspergillus versicolor CBS 583.65, 1854 nucleotides long. RefSeq lists its product as uncharacterized. Lineage: Eukaryota; Fungi; Ascomycota; Eurotiomycetes; Eurotiales; Aspergillaceae. The transcript is spliced from 2 exons. Bases 1 to 1854 code for a protein of 617 amino acids. Gene Ontology annotation, molecular function: DNA-binding transcription factor activity, RNA polymerase II-specific; zinc ion binding; sequence-specific DNA binding. Gene Ontology annotation, biological process: DNA-templated transcription; positive regulation of transcription by RNA polymerase II. The record is from RefSeq and is a predicted model, not a curated record.